Molecule: messenger RNA, 936 nt
Organism: Arachis stenosperma
Lineage: Eukaryota; Viridiplantae; Streptophyta; Magnoliopsida; Fabales; Fabaceae
Product: wall-associated receptor kinase 4-like
Exons: 2
Coding region: 1-936 (311 amino acids)
Biological process (GO): protein phosphorylation; cell surface receptor signaling pathway
Cellular component (GO): plasma membrane
Molecular function (GO): ATP binding; protein serine/threonine kinase activity
Source: RefSeq, a predicted model, not a curated record
AUGGCAAUUUCACAAUGCUUGUCGUCAACUAUAAAGAUUUUCACAUCAGAGGAACUAAAGAAGGCUACCAACAAUUAUGAUGAGAACUUAAUACUUGGAAGAGGAGGUUACGGUACAGUUUUCAAAGGUUUUCUUGAUGAUAAUAGAAUUGUGGCAAUCAAGAAGUCUAAAAUAGUUGAUCAGAGCCAAACAGAGCAGUUCAUCAAUGAGGUGAUUGUUCUAUCUCAAAUCACACGUCUAAGGAUAGCAGCAGAGGCAGCUAGUGCUCUAUCUUAUCUACACUCAGCAGCAUCUAUACCCAUUAUCCAUAGAGAUGUCAAGAGUGCAAAUAUUCUCUUAGAUGACAAUUACACUGCAAAAGUUUCCGAUUUCGGAGCUUCAAGAUUGGUUCCACUAGAUCAAGAAGCGUUGGCCACCAUGGUGCAAGGAACUGUUGGAUACUUGGAUCCAGAAUACAUGCAAAUGAGUCAACUAACUGAGAAAAGUGAUGUGUAUAGUUUUGGAGUCGUAGUUGUAGAACUUCUAAAAAGCGAAAAACCUCUUUCUUUUGAUAGGACGGAAGAAAAGAGAAGUCUUGCUCUUUACUUUCUGUCUUAUCUAAAAGAGGAUCGCUUGUUUGAAGUCAUUCGAGUCAACCUUUUGAGUGAAGAAAACAAGCAAGAGAUUGAAGAGGUUGUUUUUCUUGCAGCAAAAUGUUUGAGACUUAAUGGGGAUGAGAGACCAAGUAUGAAGGAAGUGGCAAUGGAAUUGGAGGGAUUACAGUUAAUGCAAAAACACCCUUGGAUCAAUGGGAACAAAAAUUUGGAAGAGACUUGUUACUUGCUUCCCAGUUCAUCAUCCAAAACAUGUGAAUAUGGUGAUAGUAGUUGCCAUAAAAAUGCUGGGUAUGAUAGCAUCAGAGAUCAAGUACUAAUUUCUUUUGAUGAUGGAAGAUGA